Trematosphaeria pertusa is the source of this 688-nucleotide messenger RNA. RefSeq lists its product as uncharacterized. NCBI's taxonomy places the organism in Eukaryota, Fungi, Ascomycota, Dothideomycetes, Pleosporales, Trematosphaeriaceae. The coding region runs from base 109 to 483 and encodes 124 amino acids. The transcript has 2 exons. The record is from RefSeq and is a predicted model, not a curated record.
AGCGUAUCCUCAGACCCCGAGCACGUACUUCCCGCAGUAUAGCGCGGGACCGGGGGGCCCCAUGUCACCCCAAGUCUUCCCUUGUCUGCGCUGUUCAAUUCUCACGACAUGCCUGGUUGUCUAAAUUGGCGCUCUUUGGAUAGCACCAUAUUUUCCAUAUUGGCACUUUCAUCUGCUAUCUGCUCAUGUCUCAACGGGCCUAUGUUAUGCGUAUUUCUCCAUUCGAAAAAACAGCUCUGUCUAGUUAGCGGGAGGGCUUGGGUGUCGCCGUACAUGGCAUGGUUUGGAGUACCCUCUGUACGUUUCCAGUUUCCGCGCGGUCGGCGGAUGUCUCUCAGUCUGUCAGUCUGUCAGUCGUAUGCGUGGAAUGUGUUCUCGUGCGGGCUCUUUUUAAUGAAUCUCCUUGCGCUGCAUCAUGUUCUCCUCCUGCUUCGAUUGGUUAGCUACUUCUACACCCAUCUUCUUCCUACCGUGGUUCUUUGAUCUGUUGAAGUUUGCUCGCAUCAUCGAAAGAGCUCCUUUAUUUCCAUCGUCGUCGUGUUGUUGUUGUUGGCGUCUUCGCGUGGCAUACCCCGUUUCAGGCUUUUCGUCUACAGGUUGUUAUCAUGCUCUCUCAUCUCAAUGUCUUGUGUUGUCGUCGAGGCGAGGCUUCCGUUUCACUUUGUGAUUUCGCGAUAGAUGGCAGUCU